Malus domestica (apple) is the source of this 1596-nucleotide messenger RNA. NCBI's taxonomy places the organism in Eukaryota, Viridiplantae, Streptophyta, Magnoliopsida, Rosales, Rosaceae. The record is from RefSeq and is a predicted model, not a curated record.
AUGCUAACAGGAAGGAUUGAGAAGUGGAUUCUAGCAUUAUCAGAGUUCAGUUUUCAAUAUAUACCCCAAAGGGCGGUCAAGGGUCAAACAAUUGCUGACUUCUUAGCAGAGCACCAAGAGUCUCAAGAUGAGAUUAUCAAUGUACUAGAGAUCUUGGAAGUAAUUAAUGUUUGGAUCCCACCAAGCAAGGGCAUUUCGGGCAAAGAAGAAUGGGUCCAACAAGAAAUAAAAAGGGUAACUAGUCUCUGGAUUACUCAUUGGAAGCUUUAUUUUGAUGGUUCUUACACUCAGAAGGCUUCUGGAGCAGGGAUUGUCAUCAUAAAUCCCCAAGGGGUUCACCACUAUUACUCGUUCCUUCUAGAUUACCAAAGGAAUACCAACAAUCAGGCAAAGUAUGAAGCCUUAAUAAUUGGCUUGGAAAUCUUGAUAGAGUUGGGGGCAAUGGAGGUAGAGGUAUUGGGUGAUUCAAAGUUAGUGAUAAACCAGCUAAACGGAGAAUACAAGUGCAGACAUAUCACCAUGGCUGGGUAUUACUUGGCGGCCACGCAGUUGUUGAGCUAUUGGGAUUCUGAAGUAUCAAUUAAUCAUGUUCCCAGGGAAUCUAAUUUGGUGGCCAACGAGAUGGCGCAAAUAGCCUCGGGAGUACCAAUCCAGGAACGAAAGUAUGGAGUAGAUGUCGAGAUCCAAAGAAGAAAUCUUUCUUCUAUCCUAGAAAGGGGAUUCAGUCUAGAUGCAAUGGUCCUAGAAACCGAGAUGGAAGACUGGCGAUCACCUAUCAUUCAUCAUUUGAAAGAUCCUUCUUUACCCACAAGCAAGAAGAAUAGACAACAAGCAACUAAGUAUGUCUUAUGGGAGGAGAACAUACUAAGGAAAACUCCUGAUGGGCUACUACUGAAAUGUCUAGGCCAAGAUGAAUCUAUGAGAGUAAUGGCCGAGGUACAUGAAGGGAUAUGUGGGGCACAUCAAGCUAGAAUGAAGAUGAGGUGGUUAAUCAGGAGGUAUGGGUAUUUCUGGCCUGACGUAGAAAAAGAUUGCAAGUCUUAUGCCCGAGGCUGUGAGGAAUGUCAAAGGCAUGGACCCCUCCAACAUGUGCCUUUAGUACCUUUAAAUCCGGUGGUUAAACCUUGGCCCUUUAGAGGAUGGGCAAUGGACUUCAUCGGGCAGAUUUAUCCAUCUUCUAGCAAGGGGCAUACUUUCAUAAUUAUGGCGACGGAUUAUUUUACCAAAUGGGUAGAAGCCUCAGCUCUAAAGACCAUAACUUCAGUUACAGUUAAGAAAUUUAUUGAGACCAAGAUUCUGCACAGUGAAGAGUACAUAGAAGCUAUGUGUCAGGGGAUUGAAGAUUUAGAUGUAGUCCGAAUUGAGGCCUUGAACCAGAUUCAGGAAGGGAAGAGAGUUGUUGCCCGAGCUUAUAACAAGAAGGUAAAACUGAAGUCUUUCAAGGAAGGAGAUUUAGUAUGGAAGGCAGUCCUCCCUCUAGGAACUCAGCUUAGGGGCUUUGGGAAAUGGAGCCCGACAUGGGAAGGUCAUUUUAUUGCUAGUCAAGUAUUAGACAAGAGAGGAUAUUACUUGGCUGACCUUGAAGGAAAUUGGUAG